Messenger RNA from Myotis davidii, 1006 nucleotides. It is a transcript of the gene POU2AF3, whose product is annotated as colorectal cancer associated 2. The transcript is spliced from 3 exons. Lineage: Eukaryota; Metazoa; Chordata; Mammalia; Chiroptera; Vespertilionidae. The record is from RefSeq and is a predicted model, not a curated record. Bases 75 to 755 code for a protein of 226 amino acids. Gene Ontology annotation, cellular component: cytoplasm.
GAACAGAAGGCAACACAGUUCACAUCAAAAUGUCUUAGCUUUCCCUGUGUGGGGCUCUCAUUUCGCUUUUCUUGAUGGUUGUAUUCUUGCUUUGGCAGCUGUCCGGAGGGAACAGUGUCCACCUUCCAGAUCCAGUCACACCACCUUCUGCAGCGUAUUUUGAACCUGAAUCCGUUUCUUCCACCCCUAAUUACUUUCAACCCCGAGAAUUUCCCAGCCGUGUUUCUUGUGAAGAAAACCCAAGCUGCCUCGACCAGAUCUUGGAUUCCUACCUUCAGACAGAGACACACCUGGACCCUUUGCUCAAUUCCACGCAGAAUGCUCCACACUACUUCCCGGACAGCUUCCAGGCCGCCCCCUUCGGCUUCAACCAGAGCCUGACCCCAGGGACACCUUCAGAUUCCUCCACUCUCUCUGGCUCCUUAGACUUCAGUUACUCGCCGGCUCAUCUACCUUCCUAUACUCCGGAGAAUUACAAUCCUACCCCUUCUCUGGACAACAGAAACUGUGGCUAUCCCUCAGAAGACUACUCCUACCCUCACUUGCCCUCCCACGCCCAAUACGACUGCUUGUUCCCAGCCCCGACCUCAGGCUGCUACUGUGUGUCCUGCGAGGCAGAACACUUGGCCACCCUCAGAGCAUCCGACUACUUUUCCUCUCCGGGCACGGACUCUGCGAACCUGGAUCCCUCAGCAGCAGCAGGCAGUGAUUUCUACCUCCGGGAAGCAAACUGUGACGUCUGCUACAGCUCAUAGAGUUUCAGUAACCUGGAGCAUGGCGUGCAUACGUCUGUCUUUCUGCCGCGCCAAAUGAGAACCUGACCUAGGCAACCUGUUCACAAAACAUCACAGCUGCAGGUUACAGGUCACCAUUUUGCAUUUUCUGGCGCUGACUUGGGCAUUGAGAUGAAGUCCUCAGACCCGGUCAUGGCACUACUCCUACUCUGUAUGCUUCCAGGGAAAAGUUUUGUAGGGAACAUUUAAUGGUUUUGCUUUUCUGUAUAAUG